Messenger RNA from Saccharomyces eubayanus, 2415 nucleotides. It is a transcript of the gene SEC6, whose product is annotated as SNARE-binding exocyst subunit SEC6. Gene Ontology annotation, biological process: exocyst localization; exocytosis. The record is from RefSeq and is a predicted model, not a curated record. The coding region runs from base 1 to 2415 and encodes 804 amino acids. The transcript has a single exon. Gene Ontology annotation, molecular function: SNARE binding. Gene Ontology annotation, cellular component: exocyst. NCBI's taxonomy places the organism in Eukaryota, Fungi, Ascomycota, Saccharomycetes, Saccharomycetales, Saccharomycetaceae.
AUGUCUUCCGAUCCAUUGAAACAAGUUUGCGAUCUAAUAAAGGGAGACCUAUCCCUUGAAAGGGUACGAGAUAUCAAAGAACAAUUACUGAAGGAGAAAUCUGUUGUAGAAUAUCAAUUGAAUAAAGAAUCAGAUAAAUAUUAUGGUGAAGUCGAAGAAUCUCUUAAACUACUAAAUUUGUCCAAAAGCUCGGUCACUUCAAUAAAACAACAGAUUAAUGAGGUUAACAGAUUAGGUAAUGACAACCGCUUUGCGAUUAAUCGUUAUGAUAUACUUUUCCAAGCCACAAAACUUUAUGAAACAAUCAAUACCACAUCUUCAAUAUAUGACCGGAUAUGUAACUUCGUUGCAUUGAUGGACCAUAUAGAAAGACUAUUGGUGACAGAACUGGCGGAGGAUGCCCUAGAGACUGGCUGUCCUCAUCUUUUAGAAAUUCACUUUCUGUUAACCUCAGCACGAGACUUCCAAGAACAAAUUACUGUGAUGGCUAAAGAAGCUACUGAGGAUGCACAACGUACAGUCAUGAAGCUGUUUUCGAGACUUUCUGGAAUAAUAUCUAAGUUUGAUAAGUUGCUGGAUGGACUGACUUAUGAUGUUGUAGAAAUGGCCAGGGCAGGACAAAUAUCGUUAGCAAUCCGCCUUUUUAAAAUAUACGACCUAGAAGAGAGAGAAGACUUGAGAAUUGAAGCCAUUAGAAACAUUAUCAAGAAAAAAGAAAUCGAAAUUGAAAAAUCUAUGAUAAAAAAACUUCCAAAUAGUAAAAACACUGCAAGAUUACAAGAGGAGAAACCUACAAUUAUAGAAUAUCCGACAAAUAAGGGAUUAUAUCAAGAAAUAAUGAGCGGGACAAUUUCGACAAGGACUGCUGCUCGCGGCUACAAGCACUUUCUGAUGAAUGGUAUAAAUAAUUCGAUUUCUGAAAUGUUCGGAGAAAUGAAAGAAAAAUAUGUUGGCGAUCAAAAAUUUGAUGUCCUUGAUAACAUGGACUGGGUUUUUAACGAACUGAUUAUUGUGAAAGAACAUAUUGCCAAUUGUUGUCCACCACAUUGGAACAUAUUCGAUGUAUACUUUAAUCAGUACUAUAAGGAAUUACAUUCUUUAAUUACAGACCUUGUGGAGUCCGAACCAGAAACCAUUAUCAUCCUCGACAUUUUGGAUUUUGAUAAGACGUUUCAAAACACCCUCAAGACUGAUUUUGGUUUCACCAAGAACGACAUCAAAUCUGUUAUUGGUGAUGAAGAAAAAGAAACAUUAUUCAAGGAUUAUUUGAACCUGAUUGUUGUUAAGAUGACUGAAUGGAUCGGUAACUUGGAGAAAGCAGAAUUCGACGUGUUCUUGGAAAGAAGCACCCCACCACACUCCGAUUCAGAUGGAUUGCUUUUCCUUGAUGGGACCAAGACUUGUUUCCAAAUGUUUACACAACAAGUGGAAGUAGCAGCAGGUACUAAUCAGGCUAAAAUUCUUGUUGGUGUGGUUGAAAGAUUCAGUAGUUUAUUAACAAAGAGACAGAAAAAUUGGACUGUCAAGAUAAGUGGAGAAAUAAAAAAACAAAUCAAUUACAAUCACAAAUAUGAUAUAGACCCGGAGGGUAUAACUCCGGAAGAUGAGUGUGCAGGAGGCUUAGUGGAGUAUCUGAUUGCAGUAUCAAACGAUCAAAUGAAAGCUGCGGACUACGCCGUUGCCAUUUCAUCUAAAUACGGUAAACUUGUUUCUAAAGUUUACGAAAAGCAAAUUACAAAUCACCUAGAGGGCACUUUAGAUGGAUUUGCCGAAGUUGCUCAAUGCAGUUCUUUAGGCUUGAUCACAUUAAUGUUCGAUGAUUUGAGAAAGCCAUACCAAGAAAUUUUCAGUAAGAAUUGGUAUGUGGGGAGCCAAGCACAACAGAUAGCAGACACACUCGAUGAGUAUUUAUUGGACAUUAAACCACAAAUGAGCUCUGUGUUAUUUGUCAAUUUCAUAGAUAAUGUUAUUGGUGAAACGAUCACAAAAUUCUUGAGUGCGUUAUCAUUUGAGCAUUCUUUCAAAAGUAAAAACAAUAAAUUUUUGGAAGCAAUGAAGAGGGAUUUCGAAAUAUUUUAUCAACUAUUUGUUAAAGUUCUGGAUGCUAAUGAGAGCAAAGAUGUUUUGAUCACACAAAAUUUUACUGUGAUGGAGUUUUUCAUGGAUCUAAGCUGUGAACCAGUGGAUAACAUAUUGGAUAUUUGGCAAAAAUACCUUGAAGUAUAUUGGGAUUCACGUAUAGAUUUGCUUGUAGGAAUACUAAAGUGCAGAAAGGACGUAGGUAGCUCAGAAAGAAAAAAGAUCGUUCAAAAAGCCACAGAAAUGUUACAAGAAUACCGUCGCAAUAUGGAAGUCAAUGGUGUGGAUCGGGAACCAACUUUGAUGAGACGGUUUGCGUUGGAAUUCGAGAAUUAA